This is a messenger RNA of Aspergillus calidoustus, 1782 nucleotides long. Lineage: Eukaryota; Fungi; Ascomycota; Eurotiomycetes; Eurotiales; Aspergillaceae. The record is from the annotation of a GenBank genome assembly.
AUGCGCCACUCGCGCAACGCCCUCGUCGCGCUGGCCACUUCCGCCAGCGCUUCCUCCCUCGCAAGCGUCUGUACAACCUCGCACGUCCAAUCCGCCCUGCCCGCGAACGGAACCCUCCUCGGCAUCGACCUCAUCCCCUCUGCCGUCACCGCAAGCGUCUACAAUGCCUCGAGCGCCAGCUCCUCCACCUCCAGCACCGGCGGAAUGAGCAUGGGCGGCGGCUCAACCUCGUACAACUACUGCAACGUAACCGUGACCUACACGCACACCGGCAAGAACGACAAGGUCGUCGUGAAGUACGCCUUCCCUGACCCGGCGGACUUUAAGAACCGGUUCUACGUCGCCGGUGGUGGAGGCUUUUCUUUGUCUUCUGAUGCCACGGGCGGAUUGGAGUAUGGUGCUGUUGGUGGCGCCACAGAUGCUGGGUAUGAUGCGUUCAACUAUAGCUACGACGAGGUUGUUCUCUACGGGAAUGGAAGCAUCAACUGGGAUGCUACCCACAUGUUCGGGUACCAGGCUCUCGGCGAGAUGACGAAGCUCGGCAAGGUGCUCACCCGGGGAUUCUACGGCCAGGACAACGAUGCCAAGGUGUAUACCUACUACGAGGGAUGCUCCGACGGCGGCCGCGAGGGCAUGAGCCAGGUCCAGCGGUGGGGCGAGGAGUACGAUGGGGCCAUCACGGGUGCGCCGGCGUUCCGCUUCGCGCAGCAGCAGGUUCACCAUGUUUUCUCGUCUGCCGUUGAGAAGACGCUUGACUAUUACCCCACACCCUGUGAGCUCGCCAAGAUCGUCAACGCGACCAUCGAGGCCUGUGACCCGCUCGACGGUCGUACUGACGGCGUCGUCUCCCGCACUGACCUCUGCAAGCUCAACUUCGACCUCAAGACCAUCAUCGGCGAGCCAUACUACUGCGCCGAGCAGAACUACACCUCCCUCGGCUUCGGCUUCAGCAAGCGCCAAGCCGCACAGGGAAGCAGUACAUCCUACCAACCCGCGCAAAACGGGACGGUAUCCGCGGAGGGCAUCGCCGUCGCCCAGGCAAUCUACAACGGCCUGCACAACUCGGACAACGAGCGCGCGUACCUCUCCUGGCAAAUCGCCUCUGAACUCUCCGACGCAACGACGAGCUACAACUCCGACACGGACUCUUGGGAGCUUUCCAUCCCGUCCACGGGCGGCGAGUACGUGACGAAAUUCGUGCAGCUGCUCGACCUUGAUAACCUGUCCGACCUGAACAACGUCACCUACGAUACCCUCGUCGAGUGGAUGCAAACGGGAAUGGUCCGGUACAUGGACUCCCUGCAAACCACCCUCCCUGAUCUAACCCCCUUCCAAGCCUCCGGCGGCAAACUCCUGCACUACCACGGCGAGUCUGACCCGAGUAUCCCCGCCGCCUCCUCGGUCCGCUACUGGCAGGCCGUCCGGAGCAUCAUGUACCCCGACCUCAGCGCCGCGAAAUCCCUCGAGGCCUUGUCCGACUGGUACCAAUUCUACCUCAUCCCCGGUGCCGCGCAUUGCGGCGCCAACAGCCUGCAGCCCGGUCCGUAUCCGCAGAACAACAUGGAGAUUAUGAUUGAUUGGGUGGAGAACGGGGUGAAGCCGUCGCGGCUGAAUGCGACGGUCUCAUCCGGGGACUAUGAGGGCGAGACGCAGAUGCUUUGCCAGUGGCCCAAGAGGCCACUUUGGAAGAAGGGCAGCGAUGACUUUGAGUGUGUAAGCGAUCAGAAGUCCAUCGAGAGCUGGACGUAUGAUUUCCCGGCCUUCAAGGUUCCAGUUUAUUAG